Phalaenopsis equestris is the source of this 887-nucleotide messenger RNA. Its product is annotated as alpha-mannosidase At3g26720-like. The coding region runs from base 1 to 558 and encodes 185 amino acids. The record is from RefSeq and is a predicted model, not a curated record. The transcript is spliced from 6 exons. Gene Ontology annotation, molecular function: alpha-mannosidase activity; carbohydrate binding. Gene Ontology annotation, biological process: carbohydrate metabolic process. NCBI's taxonomy places the organism in Eukaryota, Viridiplantae, Streptophyta, Magnoliopsida, Asparagales, Orchidaceae.
AUGCCAUUGUAUUAUUUUAUUCAAGGCAAAUUCUAUCUUAGAAUAGAUCUGCUGGGAGAGGGAGCUAAAUGGCGUAGAACCACCGGUCAAGAGAUCUAUUCUCCUCUUCUUGUGGCUUUUUCAGAACAGGAUGGGGGCAACUGGGUAAAUUCUCAUGUACCAAAAUUCUCUGCAACGGAGUCCUAUUGUUUGCCAGAAAAUGUUGCUUUGAUUACACUUCAGGCGCUUGAUGAUGAAAGUGUUCUUCUUCGGUUGGCGCAUCUCUAUGAGCUUGACGAGGACAAGGAUCUCUCAAAGAUGGCCACUGUGGAUCUUAGAAAGUUGUUCCCAGACAAAAUGAUAAGCAAGAUUACAGAGACUAACCUAUCAGCUAAUCAAGAGAGAUCUGAGAUGGAAAAGAAGAGGCUGAAAUGGAAAGUCAGAGGCACUUCCAGGUCUAAGUCAGUGGUGAGGGGAAGACCAGUUGAUUCUUCAAAGCUCUUAGUAGAGCUAGGUCCAAUGGAGAUCCGUACUUUCUUAUUAAAUUUCCUUGAUGCCCGCCGGCAAGUGGUCGACUGAGCUUAGUCUGCAAUAGGAUUCAAUCGAGCGCCUUCGACUAUAUGUGCUUCGAAUAAGAAACAUUCUCGUGAUAAAUUAUUAGGUGUGGAGUUCGUACGUAAUUCUACGUGCAAAUGACCAAUAAUAAGAUGUGAGUAAACAGUUGUUAUGUUGUACGUUAUUUUGUAUUGAUCGUCUGUAUGUAGAAUUAUGUAUGGAAUUUGUAUGUAAUAAUUUAUUUGACCUCAUAUUCAAGUGCGAGGGAACGGAGUUUGGCUUUGUUGUUAUAAUCAUUUUCCAUUAAAAAAUAAUCAUGGGGGCUUUUUAAGUGGUACAUGAUCAUAUAUUUU